ACACGCAUUGUCCUCCGUUCGUCUAGGAUAAACACCCACUCCGAGUUCCUUUUUUAUUUUUCAUUUAACUCCUAGCACCGUGUUGGGACAUCUGUUUUGCACUUCUAAUUUGUCCAUUUGACGUGCCUUCUUGGCCACAUUUUUUUUUUAAAUAAAAAAAUUGCUAUCUCUAUUACUGACACAUUGAGCGACGACUGUAGAUAUCGUUCGAUAUCCCGGCAGAGAAUGUUAAGCCAAUUUGUGAUCCUGCUCUGCGCAACGUCCACCGUUUUCAGUGACCGCCUCGAUGAAGCUGAUAAGGGCAACGAACUGCAGUCGGAGGAGAGAUGCAACUUGCCACCCGUUAAACCCGACUCGUUCAUUUGUUCGCUAACCAUAAUUCCAUCGUGGACUUUCAACUCCAAGGCCGGAGAGUGUCAGAGCUACGCGUAUGGAGGAUGCGGCAAAACGUCCAACCUUUUUGCCUCCCUGGAAGAAUGCAAAACAGCCUGCCUGAAAGAGAAGGCAAGCCUUCCAAAUUCUACUAUCAGCGUUCGUCAAAACGCUACGGUGAAAUCUAGCCGCGGAGUCUGUCGCUAUCGUGAUGUUACCUACAUUAUAGGUCAAGAAAUUUUACAAAUCAACCAAGACGAUGCAUGUAAAACGGACUGCAAAUGCGGGGCGAGUGAUAACCAAGAACAACUUUUUAGUAAAGGAGGAGCUACUAUCAAAUGUAACCAAAUCUCAUGCGAUGAACCUCUCCCUCCACAGGAAGAAGGUUGCGUCCUAGUCACGUUACCCGGUGCUUGUUGUCCGUCCAUCAAAUGCCCCGAACGAAGUUUAGCUGGUGUGGGUCCUUCGGACGACAUUUGCGUCUACAACGGUAAAGGUUACCUAAAAGGACAAUCGAUUCCUACCGGCGAGAUUUGCAGAAAGUGUACCUGUGUUAAAGGAUUCUACGGUUUGUUUGGUCCUGGUUGUCAGGAGGUGCAUUGUAUAUUAGACGACCGCAUUGGAUGCACCCCUGUUUACACUCCUGGAAUUUGUUGCCCAACCAGUUACAAGUGCAAUUCACCUAUAACAGAAGUUUUCCCUCAGAUAAAAUCAGAUCUUUCCCGCAUCAAAUGGGGACAUGGAAUAAACAGCAGAAUCCAGCUCUACAAAUCCCUUCAUGGACGUGACAUGAUGAUUGAGGCAGACGUUUCUGUCGGUACCAUCACAGGUGGCGACGCUACGAUUAUGCCAAUCAUGGCUCAUCCACCUUUGAACACAUCGGAUUUGAGCUUAGAAGAAUUUCUAGAUACUAUUCUCGAUAGUAAUACAACUAAAGGCAUCAAACUUGACUUUAAGGAUUUGGAAGUAGUCGAACUAUCCUUGGUUGCCAUCAAAUCACGGGCUAGCAAAAUCAUCGGACCUCUGUGGUUAAACGCGGACAUCCUACCAGGACCGGUGAACGCCUCCACGAAACCAGUUGAGGCUUUGCGGUUUCUCAGUUUGGCAAAAGAUUAUUUUCCCGAUGCAGUUCUCUCUGUUGGCUGGACUACUAGGUUUGGCCCGCAAAUGGCUUGGCCGUUGCAAAUCAUCAACGAAGGAUCGUACACCCUGGAGCAUGUGGCUCAAAUGCGGGACGCUCUGAAAGCGGCUCAAAUACGACAGCCCGUUACUUUUCCAGUUCGGGCAGGCUUGUUAACUUCGUCCGAAUCUCAGAAAAACAUCCUGUGGUUACUCGAGGAGAUUGAGGGUAGUACCCUGACCAUCUGGAGUUCCCAAUAUGACACCGUAGAUGUACCCGCAUUAAUGAAGCUCGUGAAUCAUAUCGGAAAAGAAAAUAUUUACGUUGACGUUCCUAGUGGAUUGAACUGCGAGAUCCAACAUUAUGACGAACAGUUCUAUUAAACCUCCACCAGGUUACUAACUAUUUUUAUUUGAGGAGCAGUAAUUUUACAGUGCAAUAGACGACGCGAUGUCACAUUAAUGCUUUACCAGAUAGGACAUGAUAUAAAAAUGAAAUUCUUGUAACUUUAGUUCUCACGAUAUGAAAGCUGGGAUUUCAUUAUAUACUCUGACAUAUCAG
Daphnia carinata is the source of this 2053-nucleotide messenger RNA. RefSeq lists its product as uncharacterized. NCBI's taxonomy places the organism in Eukaryota, Metazoa, Arthropoda, Branchiopoda, Diplostraca, Daphniidae. The record is from RefSeq and is a predicted model, not a curated record. Gene Ontology annotation, molecular function: serine-type endopeptidase inhibitor activity. The transcript is spliced from 11 exons. Bases 226 to 1875 code for a protein of 549 amino acids.